AUGUACAACCCACAUCCCAACACUCAUCUAGAAUAUGCCUUUAGAAAUGAACUCGAAGGUGUGAAGAAGACUCCUGGUGAGAGUAACAGUUCACACUUGCUCAUGAUGAACAUGAAAUUCCAGAAAGCAGCUAAGCUGGGAAUCGUUCAAUCUGAAGAGCAAAGAGUUCAUGGCUCCGACAAUCCUACUACUUCAAGCUCAGGAGAAAUUAAUCCAUUGUUCUGUAACAUUACUAGUCUAAUAGUUCUAGAUUUGUCCAAUAACAACUUCAAUGGUGAGAUUCUUCCAUGUUUGGAUUCCAUUAGCUCCCUUCAAUGGUUGAAAUUGUCUAACAACAAAUUUGAGGGCUCUAUUCCAUUGUCUCUUGGGAAUUUGACUCAACUUUCUUAUUUGGAUCUCUCUAAAAAUAGGCUUUCUGGAAGAAUCCCUCAGCUGGGAAGUAGCUCAAUGUUCUGCACUUUAAGCAAUCUCGGAGUUCUUGAUGUCUCAAAUAAUCAGCUAACUGGCUCUAUUCCACAAUGCUUGGGUAGUUUCAGCCAACAUCUUCAAGUGUUGAACAUGAAAGAGAACAAUUUUAGUGGAGAGAUGCCUCAGAUAUAUGGAAGCAAACUAAUUACGCUAGACCUUAGUCAUAAUCAGCUAGAAAGGAAUGGCCACAUUCCACAAUCAGUUGAGAAUAUGAUACAACUUGAAUCAUUGGACUUGUCCAACAAUAAGCUCUCUAGAAGAAUCCCUCAAGAAUUGGGGAAUCUCACACUUCUUGCUUAUCUCAACCUUAGUAAUAAUCAACUUACAGGGAUGAUACCACAAGGCACACAGAUGAGUACAUUCUCAAAAUCUUUGUUUAAUGGAAAUGUUGAGUUAUGUGGUUUGCCAUUGUCAGAGUGUGAAGACAGUAAUGAUGAGAUGCCAAGUACGACACUUGAUCAUGAAUCUAAAUUUUGGAGUGGUUUUGGUUGGAAAGCAGUGGCUAUAGGAUAUGCAUGUAGUUUUCUUGGUGGAGUGUUGGGUGGAUAUCUCUUCAUUUCCAAGAAAUAG
This is a messenger RNA of Cannabis sativa, 1038 nucleotides long. RefSeq names its product LRR receptor-like serine/threonine-protein kinase FLS2. Bases 1 to 1038 code for a protein of 345 amino acids. Lineage: Eukaryota; Viridiplantae; Streptophyta; Magnoliopsida; Rosales; Cannabaceae. The record is from RefSeq and is a predicted model, not a curated record. The transcript is spliced from 3 exons. Gene Ontology annotation, molecular function: protein binding.